This is a messenger RNA of Musa acuminata AAA Group (dessert banana), 1857 nucleotides long. RefSeq names its product magnesium transporter MRS2-F-like. Gene Ontology annotation, biological process: magnesium ion transport. NCBI's taxonomy places the organism in Eukaryota, Viridiplantae, Streptophyta, Magnoliopsida, Zingiberales, Musaceae. Gene Ontology annotation, molecular function: magnesium ion transmembrane transporter activity. The transcript has 7 exons. The record is from RefSeq and is a predicted model, not a curated record. The coding region runs from base 73 to 1311 and encodes 412 amino acids.
CUGUGGCGGACAAGUUAUAAGAUGAUCGGGCGCUCUCUUUUUCUUCUUCUUUAGGUCCUUUUCCCUCGAUCGAUGGUGAGGUCGCCGAAGCCAACGCCGGAGGACGACGUCCACCACCGGACGGCCCCGGCCGCGGCAGGGAGACGGAAGGGUACCGUCAACCGGGCGUGGCUGGUUGUGUCGGACUCCGGACGGUCGUACCACGAGGAGGUGGGGAAGCACUCCAUCAUGCGGCGUACGGGGCUCCCCGCCCGCGACCUGCGGGUCCUCGAUCCUUUGCUCUCCUACCCGUCUACGAUACUCGGACGGGAGCGGGCCAUCGUCAUCAACCUGGAGCACAUCAAGGCCGUCAUCACCGCCACCGAGGUGCUCAUCCCCAACUCAAGUGACCCCUUGGUCGCCCCUUUCGUCCAGGACCUUCAAUCCCGGGUCUCCAGUUCCUACGGCGCCCCUCAGCAGGAGGCUCAAGACACUGGCGAUUUAGAUGGGGAGGUUAUGGGAAAGUCUACAUCAUGCUGGCCUUCCUUUCCUGGUCAGGAAAUGAGACAUGGAUCUGGAGUAUCUAAAGAGCAUGGUUCCUUAUCUGGUGAUGUGUCACAAGGCAGCCCAAGUCCUGAAUUAGAUGUCACCAAUGAUGGGAGUACCAAGGUGGCACCUUUUGAGUUCAGAGUUCUUGAAGUCUGUCUUGAAUCUGCUUGCAGGUGCCUUGAGUCCGAGACACUAGCCCUAGAACAAGAGGCAUAUCCAGCUUUGGAUGAAUUGACUUCGAAAAUAAGCACACUUAACCUUGAGCGUGUAAGACAAAUCAAGUCUCGCUUGGUGGCAAUAUCUGGGCGCGUCCAGAGGGUGAGGGAUGAACUUGAACAUUUACUGGAUGAUGACAUGGACAUGGCUGAGAUGUACCUAACAGAUAAGCUUGCUAGUCAGCGAGUUGGUGAAUCUUCAUCUAGAAUUAACUUGGAUAAUGAUGCAUCUGAGCAGGCGGAUGAUGGGGAUGAUGAGUUCAGAGUUGAGACAGAGAGCUGCCGUGAAAGUUUUGGAGCCUUAAAGCCUAAUAUUGAGGAGCUGGAGAUGCUUUUGGAGGCUUACUUUGUGCAGAUUGAUGGCACUCUUAACAAGCUAUAUCAUUUGAGGGAGUAUGUGGAUGACACUGAAGACUACAUAAACAUUAUGCUGGAUGAGAAACAGAAUCAACUGCUGCAGAUGGGGGUCAUGCUGAGCACUGCAACGGUGGUGACUACUGCUGGUGUCGUGCUUGUAGGUCUAUUUGGUCGUAUCAAGUCGAGAAAAUGUAUCAGUUCUUCUGGGUGAAGAUGCCGUGGACUUUGAGAGCUCAUCUUUGAGGAACGGUGAGCUGUUUCCCAGACAUCGAUGUAUUCCUUUUCAGUUAAAGCAGGGGAUGGUCGCUGGUGUUUCUGAGGGAGAAAGCAGUUAAUGAUGAUGGCGUAGAUGAAUCGAGACUCGACGCCGAGAAGACCAAGGCAAGUGGAUUGAUCAAAAAUGAACUCUUGGAGAGAGAUGAUGGAGAAGGUAAGAUGUAGCAAGUGGAUCGAUCAAAAAGACGCAAUCAGUGCAGCAGUUGGAAAUAUGCCAGCUGCUGAAGUGGAUCUCAUGCUGGCAUGCCAGCUGCUGAAGUGGAUCUCAUGCUGGCAGUUUCUUCUUGGGGUCUCCAAAACAUCUAGCAGCUCUCCAAGACAUAACCUUUUACGAUGCAAUAGUGCAGGAGUUAAAAAUAGGAUUAAUUUAGAUUAUUUUUUGUAGUUGGUUACCCUUAGUAUUUUAGUUUCUAUAUUUUUAAAAAUUAUAUUGAUAUUUUUAUAGUUACGAAAGUAAAAUAUCUAGAUCUAUUUAUUUUAA